This is a messenger RNA of Toxorhynchites rutilus septentrionalis, 3272 nucleotides long. It is a transcript of the gene Ipo9, whose product is annotated as importin-9. Gene Ontology annotation, cellular component: cytosol; nuclear envelope. The record is from RefSeq and is a predicted model, not a curated record. Gene Ontology annotation, molecular function: small GTPase binding. The coding region runs from base 108 to 3131 and encodes 1007 amino acids. The transcript has 9 exons. NCBI's taxonomy places the organism in Eukaryota, Metazoa, Arthropoda, Insecta, Diptera, Culicidae. Gene Ontology annotation, biological process: protein import into nucleus.
CAAUUGGAUCUUUAACCUAUAAGAAUUAGGGAAAUAAAGCCGACUCAACGUAUUGCGGUUUUCUGCAGAACACUGAAUUUAUUAAAUAAACUGUAUUUACACAAAAUAUGGCUCAAAACGGGGAUCUAAUAAAGCAAGCGAUGUUCGAAGAACUUCAGAAAAUAUUGAAUCCGGACGGUGAAAUACGAAAACAAGCAGAGGGAAGAUUGGCACAGCUGAAGUACACAGAAGGGUAUGGUAUUUAUCUGGCAGAAAUUACUAUCAACCAAAACAUUGAUCUCUCUCUGCGCCAACUUGCGUCGGUCAUGUUAAAGCAAUAUGUUGAAGAUUGUUGGUCCGCAAACGAAAAUGACAAUCUCGAAGAAGGCACGUUGGUUGUAAAUAACGAGGCAAAAAUUGCUAUCAAGACCAUUCUUCCGCAGGGGUUAUAUGAUCCAAACAGCAAGAUUCGUAGCGUUGUAGCAUACUCCAUAUCCACAAUCGCAUCGUACGAUUGGCCAAAUGAUUGGCAUGAACUUUUCGACAUUAUUGUGAAAUGUUUGAGUGGAAAUGAAAACUCCGUCCAUGGUGCUAUGAAAGUGUUGGUCGAAUUUACUUUAGACUUGGACAAGCAAAUCGUCGAAGUUGGGCCCAUGAUUCUGUCUGAGGUCUAUAGGAUCUUCGAGGCUCAGGCUGUUUAUAGCGUUUCUACACGAAGCUACGCUAUGAAAAUCCUCAUUUCACUACUGAAAAGCAUCAACGCGCAUAUUGAGUCCAAACAAGAUCAGACAAACAUUAUCAAUGCAACUUUACCCGCAUUUAUACAAAAAAUGAUUGAAGGACUCACUGUGCCGAAUGGGCCGCACAGUAGCUUCCAACUUAAGACAGAGAUUGUCAAAGUUUUUAUGUAUCUAGUGUCUGAUAUGCCUAAAUUCGCCAAUCAAUAUCUAUCCGCGAUCUUACCACCAAUUUGGCAGCUUCUGACUCAAAUGGCCGAUAUUUACAUAAAGAUAAUUGUUAACGAAACAGAACAGUCGCCUUUUGCAAACAACGCCGAAUGUGAUGAAAACGAAGACUUCACUACCAUGAUACUGCAAAUAUUUGAAUUUUUACACACCAUUAUCGAAAUGAAAAAGUACAAAGUUGCAAUCAUUAAUGUUCUCACCGAUUUGAUCUACAUUCUCAUUUUGUACAUGCAAAUAACCGAGGGACAAGUUCAAAGUUGGUACGACGAUCCGGAAAAAUUUGUCGAAGACGAAGACGAACAAACUGCCGAUUUUUCAAUACGCACAACAGCUCACGAAGUACUGCUGAUGAUUGGUCAGGAAUAUGAGCAGACGGUAUUGCCUUGUCUGUCGGAAGCACUUGGAAAGCAUAUUGUGGUUGCCGACGCCGAUCGCAAUACUGGACACAACUGGUGGAAAUUACACGAAGCAUCUAUGCUAGCGGUCGGUUCAUUGAAGGAAUUGAUUGUCGAAAACAAGGACAAGUUCGAUCUUACCCAGUACAUGAAUCUGGUGAACAAUAUCAUGGAGUAUCAGGUAUCACCAUAUCUGUUAGGACGCUGUCUGUGGAUUAUGAGCCGUUACUGUGAUUGCAAUAUAUGUGACCAACAAAUUCUGCAACGAGUAAUAGGUAUGACAAUCAACAGUAUGUCCGUGGAGAAACCAACGGUAUUAAAAAUCUUAGCUGCAAGGGCAAUUUACGGGUUUUGCACAAAUUUGCGAGAAUGUAAUGAUGAGCGGAAGGGAUUUCUGGUUACCAAAUUGGAACAAUUCUUCGAGUCACUGAUGCUCCUGUUCAAUCAGUCACAGAAUACCGUUCAAGGGCUACUACUGGAAACUCUAACCGCAAUCAUCUCGUGUGAUACCAAUGUGACAGCUUCCAUCUCGAGCAAAGUGGUGUCGCUUACAAUUGCAGUUUUUCUCAAGUACCAUGACGACCGUUUCUUAUUGGAAUUAGUGCAGGGUAUUUUAAAAAUCCUCUCACAAAACCCUUUUUGCCUUAUACCAUUGCAAGAGAAAAUAAUACCUACCAUAGUGAGCAUUCUAAAUUCCCAAGGAGAACAAACAUCCACAAUGCAAGAUAUCGCGUUAGAUGUAUUGACAACGGUCGUUAAGCAUUCUCAUGGACCACUAAGCAGCAGCAUGAUCGAUAAUGCCUUCCCGGCAGCAGUUCACUGUAUUCUUCGAACGGAGGAUCACUCAGUCAUGCAAUCCGGAGGAGAAUGUUUAAGGGCAUUCCUCACGGUUGAUCCAGAACAAGUUUGUGGGUAUAAAAAUGGUAAAGGACUAAACUAUAUUAUGGAAGUGACUACCAUGUUGCUUAAUCCCAUGAACACCGAAUCCUCAGCUGCCUUCAUUGGUAGAUUGGUGAUAACAAUCAUUACAAAAGUUGGAAAUUUACUUGGUGAAAAUGUCGAUUUACUGCUGAAGGCAGUCAUAAGCAAAAUGCAGCUGGUGACAUCUCUGAAUGUUAUCAUGAGUUUGGUAAUGAUUUUCGCUCAUUUGAUCAUGGUUCAAAUAGACGCGGUACUAAAUUUCUUGAGCACUGUUCCUGGCCCCACGGGCGAACCAGCCAUGACUUUUGUGUUUGCUAACUGGCUCAGUCGACAGCAUUUAUUCUACGGUUCAUACGAGCGGAAAGUGAGUAUAAUGGCACUUUGCAAACUUUUUGAAUACGGUGUAACAACAAAGGAUGAGAGAUUAAACUCCGUGAUGAUAAAAGAACCAGUUAUUAAUUCCCAUCAAGGAAGAAAGACACGGUCUUCAAAAAUCCCUCAAGAAUGGGUGGACGUGCCGAUUUUACUGAAAAUUUUCAAACUCCUCUUGAACGAACUGUCCAAUUUAAAGGAAGCAAAGGAAGCUCUCGAGAAUAAAGAUGAGUCUGAAAGCACGGAUAGUGAGACUGAAGUCAGUCCGGGAAAUGUUCUCUCGACUAUGAUGUUGUUUGAUGAUGAUGAAGAAGAUGAGGACGACCAACAGAUGAUGCAAGAACUAAUGCAAAAUCCUAUUUUCCAAUCCGAUAUGCAAGAAUAUCUGAUCAAAUUCGUGCAAAGUUUUAGUCAAGAUGAGCAUUUUCGGGUGUUCUUGGAGAAGCUGGAGGACACUGAAAAAAAUAUUAUGGAAAGCUUCGGAAUAGGCGUGGCUUAAACUUAUACUUAUCAUUAAAAACCUCUAUAAAGCAUUUAUAAAAAUGAAACCGCUAUGAAUAUUAAACUGAAGUUUAUUUUUGUAUGUUGUUUUGUAAUAGUUGUAUUGAAAAAUAAAGUUGGAAGCUGAAUAUUGUUUAUG